AUGUCGCCUGUCAAAGUCAACGACACCGGUUUCACGGAAAUAUACCGGCCUAAGGAUAAAGAUCCAACCGUUGACUUUGUUCUUGUUCAUGGCCUUCAAGGCCAUCCAUAUCGCACCUGGGCCACUGAAGGCCCUGUGCCGGAGCCAGACUCAAAGGUUCCAGGGAAGACUCGAAAGAGGCACCUCUCUCGUUUCAUCCCUCAAUCGUUACGACCAAAAUCCAAGAGAACAUCUAUGCCCACUCACAGUUCGGAAGAAGGGCAAGGCGACUCCACUGAGUCCCAAUUCUUUUGGCCUGAACAGCUCCUUCCUGCACAAUGUCCAGAGGCGAGGAUAUUGGUUUGGGGAUACGACACAAGGAUUGUACGUUAUGGCAAGGCAGUGAACAAAAAUCAUCUCUAUUCCUAUGGUAAGGACUUUCUGUACGACCUCUGUCGUCAUCGAACCACCCUUAGCCGACCGAUCAUCUUUCUUGCUCAUUCUCUCGGCGGUAUUAUUGUUAAAGAGGCGCUUGCAAUAUCAAGCGAGUCUCAGGAUGACCCAAGUACGCUGAAUGUCGUGGAGUCCACUGCUGCAGUUGUCUUCAUGGGCACUCCCCACCGGGGAAGCGAGGACUGGGCUGCUACCGGGGAGAAGGGCCGGAAGAUCGCGAGUGCUCUACUCAUGGACAGCACUUCUUCAGUCUUAGAUUCUCUGGGCUUGGAAAAUGCCGACCUUGAGCGGUGCCACGACAAGUUCACGCGGUUGUGGGAGAAAUACAAGUUCAGGGUCAAGACCUUUCAGGAAGGGCGUCCUCUCUAUGGUGUCAAAAUUGGCCCUCUAAAUAAAAAGGUUGUCCCAAAUCCGUCAUCCCUCAUUGGCAACCUCAAAGAGCGAGCCGAGACACUUGACGCAGAUCAUAGAGAGAUGUGCAGAUUUAAAGGCCUUGACGAUAAUAACUAUCAAAAAGUUGGGCCUGAGCUCAAAAUUAUCUACGAUGCUGUCCAGCCCAAGCCGGAUUCGCAGCAUAAUUGGGAUCCACCAGACUUACAGGCUUCGCUCAGCUUUUCUGAGAUGGAGUUGUGGCAGCAAACUAUUGAUAAGCCGGUUGACGGAACUUGCCAGUGGAUAGUUCAAUCAUCAGAAUUUCAAUCCUGGCUUCAAGGCCAAGACGGUCCGGAACAACCUGGACUUCUUUGGAUUAAAGGGAAACCUGGAUCGGGAAAAUCUACUUUGAUGAAGGAAACGUUGAGACUAGUGAAGCAACACCCCAACUUGAACCCUCAGGUUGCGUCAUUCUUCUUCAGCCCUUCAGGGGCUAAUCUACUUGAAAGGACGUCACUUGAACGCACGCCACUUGAACGCAUGCCUCUUGGCCUCUUUCGAUCUUUAAUCUACCAAUUACUUCCAGGUUUUCACGAGCAAUGCCUGGAUCUUACCGAAACAUAUCAGCACAGAAGCCUUCAGCAGCGGGAGGUAAAAUGGGACUUGGUAGAACUACAAGAGGUGUUUCAGAGAAUGUUUAGCAAGGCGCGAUCGAGUCGUACAGUUAUUCUCAUUGACGGAGUGGACGAGUGUGAGGUGACCGCUGCCCGAGAUCUUGUACGGUUCUUCCGCCGAGUAACCGUGGUAGCGCACACAUCUGGCGCUGAGUUGAGAAUUUGUUUUUCAAGUCGCAAUUCAUUUACGGUCACGAAUCCUUUAAACCCAGCUAAACCACUUUGCCGCGAAAUCGUCGUCGAAGACAACAAUAGUCCCGAUAUUACACUAUACACAACGCAGACGCUGAAACUCGGCAACCCAAAUGAAAACUCGAGCGAAAUAGCCGCCUGGACUUCUUUGGAGAAGGCUGUUGUCGAAAAAGCCUCUGGCGUGUUUUUGUGGGUGGUCCUUGUCAUCAAUCUUUUACAGAAUGACUGGGACGACGGCAGAGAUAUUCGCUAUUUAUGGUAUCGACUUACCCAGGUACCCUCACGCUUAGAGCAGUUGUAUGUGAAGUUGAUGGGCACAGUAAAACCAAGUGAGGUGGAAACCCUUGUCCAUACGAUGCAGUGGGUUCUGCUCUCUGCAAGGCCCUUAGAGUUGGCUGAAUGGCAUCAUGUGAUGGCCUUCAUCGCCAAUCCAUCCCUUUCUUCUCUCAAAGAAUGGGAAGGCUCGAAAGAUUACACUCAGAGCGACGAACAGAUUGCGAAAAGGAUAAAGAAAAUUUGUCUUGGCUUGGUCGAGAUUAAAGAUCGACAAUCCCCAGCGCCCAUCGAAGGGCCUAUUUCAGUGCUGUCCUCCCUCCGUGCUGGUGCUGGAUCCUUCGAAAGCGGGAAAUACGUCCAUGUUAUCCACGAGUCCGUUCGAGAAUUUUUCCUAAACGGUCGCGGCUUCGCUUUGCUUGACCCUGCUAUUCAAAAUCCCCGAGGCGAUGGAAAUCUCUACAUACUAGGUACAUGCAUCAGCUAUGGAUUCCUAGAAGAGAUGGACAUUUUCCGAGUGAAAGCUAGA
Messenger RNA from Lindgomyces ingoldianus, 2472 nucleotides. RefSeq lists its product as uncharacterized. The annotation marks the transcript as partial. The record is from RefSeq and is a predicted model, not a curated record. The transcript is spliced from 5 exons. Lineage: Eukaryota; Fungi; Ascomycota; Dothideomycetes; Pleosporales; Lindgomycetaceae.